AUGCUGACGCGUGCAGUGCUGGCGGAGUCGAAACAUCGGGCAACGAGAGGAAGAGGCCGUCAAGGAAGGUUGACCUGGGCUACUGCGGCCCUGAUGAUCGCGAUCAAGAGCAAGUCGUUGGAUGUCUUUCAAGAGACAGUGGAAUGGAGCAAGCGAUUCCUUCGAGAUCCGGUUGUCUUUCCGGGACUAUUGGAUAUCCUUUUCAGCAGUAGUACAGCGCCAAUUCUAUCCCACACGUACAUUCUACGCCCGAGAAGGCCAGAAACACUGCCCGAAUUGAACGCAGUGGUGGAGAAGGCUAACGAGGUUCUCCGGUCGUACUUGGACAUCGCACACCUUAUUGUUCGCGAGCCGCAUUACCAGAGGAAUAUGACCUGCGGCAUCCCCUAUCUCUUUAGCGGAAUAAUAUCCCAGAGAAUCGAGGAGGUUGAGUUUGUUAGUGCAGGCACCGAAUCCGAACGCGUCGACAUUCUGCUGUACUCUUUGCUACCUAUCAUUCUUGAAUUCGAGCGCCUGGCAAACAGCGAGGACCCCGACAAGUUCACAUGGAGUGGCUUCAGGGGUGUAGUCUAUGGUAUUGGCAGCCUCGACGACGAGCAUAAAGCUGUCCUCCCAUUCCUGGAUCGUAUGGCGUACGAACGGAAUCAGUUCUGGGUUGAGAAAAGGACGGACGAAAACCCCGAAAUCACGGAUCUACCCCUAGGUUUCCCGCGAGGACUUCCCCUGGAAUAUCUCCUCCCAAGUUUGCAACUGACCCAUCUUGCCAACAAGUACCCGGACGAUAUGCCAUACGUAGCGUCCAGACUUGCUAAUCACGCAACCGAGCUAUUCCACCAUCUUAUGUCACGAUGA
Aspergillus lentulus is the source of this 852-nucleotide messenger RNA. NCBI's taxonomy places the organism in Eukaryota, Fungi, Ascomycota, Eurotiomycetes, Eurotiales, Aspergillaceae. The record is from RefSeq and is a predicted model, not a curated record.